UCUAUACCUACGGCCAGUGCCAGGUCCGAUUGCUAGCAUACAAGUCCUUGCGCCCGCAGUGAGCGCGUGGUAAUCAAUGCCGGCAAAUCCUGUUGCGGAGAACGUCCUCGGGACAAUCGGUACAGUAUGUUGGACGAUACAACUCGUCCCCCAGAUCUGGAAGAGCUGGCGCUCGAAGUCGACUGAAGGCCUGUCCGAGUACCUCAUGCUCCUCUGGGGUCUCUCCGGGAUAUUCUUUGGCGUGUACGCGAUCGUGCAAGACAUCAACGUCCCCCUGAUUGUGCAGCCGCAAGUCCUCUCAGCGCUGUCGUACCUGUCGUGGGCUCAGUGCCAGUACUAUGGCAGGAAGAGGUCGCUCAGGACGGUCGUCCUCAUGUACCUCGCCGUCAUACUCCUCUCUGGCGGAUUCGAGGCGGGGAUGAUCUUCGCAGUGCAGCCUUCGUACAACAGAGGCAACAAGGGUCCGAUAGACUUCUUCGGAGCGUUCAGCACCGUGCUCCUGUCCGUGGCUCUUCUACCACAGUAUUAUGAGAUAUACAAACACAAGGAAGUCAUAGGGGUGUCCAUACUGUUCAUGAUCGUCGACAUGACGGGCGGUAUCUUCAGCGACCUGUCCCUGGCCUUCAAAGCCAAAUUCGAUAUUGUCGCUAGCGUCACGUAUUCCCUCGUCAUUGUGCUCGAUGCUGUCGUGGUCCUAUGUGCGAUGAUACUGAAUCCCAUGGCUAAGCGCCGUCGCAAACGGCAAGCGUUAGCGGGCGGGGAUGGGGUACAACCUGCGUCUAGGGAACGGCCUGGCCUGUCGAUGCAGGAUAUUGAGGCGCAUCAUACCUCAGAGAGGCCUGGGAUGGCCAACGGUGGAGCACUUGCAGUACCCGGAGGGGUCGGUGCGGGAAAUGGCGCACCGGGCACGACCCAGCCAGGGGUUUCUCUCGCGAUCUGAAAGGGUCAUUGGGGGCCAUAUGUUUCAUAUCCUAGAAUUUAUAGACGUGUACUCAUAGAUGGACGGACGCAUUGCUGACGACAUUCCUGCAUCACUUCUACAACGUUCGCGCUUGGAGAUCUCUGAUAUGGCGAUCUCCAGUAAGUCGUCCAAGGGAUGCACGAUCUGAAGCAUGCUGUUGAGGACCAGGAGCCG
Molecule: messenger RNA, 1135 nt
Organism: Dichomitus squalens LYAD-421 SS1
Lineage: Eukaryota; Fungi; Basidiomycota; Agaricomycetes; Polyporales; Polyporaceae
Product: PQ-loop-domain-containing protein
Exons: 8
Coding region: 77-940 (287 amino acids)
Source: RefSeq, a predicted model, not a curated record